Ambispora leptoticha is the source of this 1676-nucleotide messenger RNA. Lineage: Eukaryota; Fungi; Glomeromycota; Glomeromycetes; Archaeosporales; Ambisporaceae. The record is from the annotation of a GenBank genome assembly.
AUGACAAAACAUAGUAUCGAACUAAAAUUAGCGAAUAAAUCGGAAGAAAAAAUUUCAUUUAUUGAAAGAAUAUUAACAAAAAAUGAUGAAGCAUCAUCUAUAACAUACAUUGAUGACGACGUUACGAAUUUACGUACAGUUACUGAUAAAAUUCCAACAGCAUGUCGAGUUGUAAUAUUUUGCGAAUUUUGUGAUCGAUUUACACUUUUUGGAAUAAUGGCAAUACUCCAAAACUAUAUUCAGUUUCCUUUGUCCACGGCACAUAGCCAACAACCAGGCGUUAUGGGUAAAGGGGAAAAAGUCGCAACGGCAUUAACCUUAUUUUUUAGCUUUAUAACUUACUCAACAUUGAUGAUUGGUGCAGUGAUUGCGGAUGCCUAUUGGGGAAAAUAUAAGACAAUACUUGUAUUUGGGAUUAUUUAUGCUUUAGGACCAUUAAUUUUAACAGUAACGUCAAUUCCGCCAGUACUGAACACUAAUGCACCAUUCAUAGGCUUGGUUAUUGCUAUUUUGUUAAUGGGACUAGGACGUGGAGGUGUAAAAUCCAAUUAUACGGUAGCAGCUGCAGAACAAUAUCCUCAUAAGAAACCAUACAUAAAAACAUUGAAAACCGGUGAAAAAGUAAUAGUCGAUCCAGAAUUAACUAUUCAAUCCAUAUUUAAUUGGCUAUACGUGUUAACAAACAUCGGAAUGCUUUCGCCAUUUAUUACAACCACCAUAGAGAAAUAUCAUUCAUUUUGGUUGGCAUAUUUAAUGUGCCUUAUGGUUUUUAUCCUUUCAAACUUGGUUUUUUAUCUUAAGAAUAAGGAUUUCAAAAAAAUCCCUCCUAAUGGAUCCAUAUUUGUUGAUGCCUUCAAAGUAUUUCGGAUCGCUUUGACAAGUCGUACACGUAGUUUAAAUUCAGCAAAACCAUCAAAUAUGACUCCCAUUCAAUUAAGUCGGCGCCACGUAAAGUGGGAUGAUAAUUUUGUGGAUGAUCUGAGAAAAGGAUUGCAAGCCUGUAGUCUAUUCAUGUUUUAUCCGAUCUACUGGGCAGCGUGGAGUCGAUCACAUACCAAUAUGAUUUCUCAGGGAGCGACGAUGCGAUCAGGGAAUAUGCCAAACGAUUUAAUGACUAAUAUCGUUCCAUUGGCGGCGGGUCUUAUUUCCAUUGUUGUGGAUAAAAUCUUAUAUCCAACAAUGCGUAAAUGUGGUGUAACACUUCUGCCGACUACUAAAAUAUUCAUUGGGUUUGUUUGUAUGGCUUUGGCAAUGGUAUACUGUGCUGUGCUUCAAUGGUUUAUAUAUAAAACGGGGCCAUGCUAUCAACACACGCUUUGUAUCAUUGAUGGUAAAAUGGUUCCGAAUGAUAUUAGUAUUUGGUGGCAAGUGCCUGUUUUCGUCUAUAUAACUGCGCUUGAAUAUGCAUACCAUAAGGCACCGAAUUCGAUGGAAUCGAUUGUUACCGCUUUGUUCUUUACAACUGAUGGCGUUGGUUCAGCCUUAGGGCUCCUCGUGGUGCCGCUUUCGCAUGAUCCUUACACCUUCUACGCUUAUAUAAUUAUGUCAGCAUUAAUUAUUUUCACAGGAUUACUGCUGUUAAUUCUGUUCCGCAAAUAUGAUCUUGAACCAUCUUCCUUGUCAGAUGAUUCGAACGUCAAUCUUGAAAAUACUGCAAGGAUAAAAAACGAUUCUGA